AUUGUGUCUAUAUGAGGUCAAAUCAUGUAUAUCUUUAUCUGAGAGUGCCUAAAUUUACUUAAAAGAAGGUCACAACCAAGCUGUCGUGUCUCAAGGGUGACUGUUUUCCUGGGAUCUAGAAUACCGUUAGAACAAACUAGGUGACCAAUCAUGCGGGCAUUACUAAUUUUACUUCUAUCAACACCUUUCGUGCUGAGUAUCCUACAGUUUCGAGAAAGAGGAUACAUCAGGCUACCAUACAAUACUGCCGGGACUUUUGGAUUUGGGAGAAAUGGAGCUACAAAGGCAAGGUAUCAUGCUCCAACUAGAAUGUUAUAUGUUAUUGGAACUGGUACAAAUUUGAUGCACAUAAUUGAGCUUACAAACCCGGACACACCUGCCAUACGUUAUACUCAUGAGUUUAACUCUGCUGGUGAUGGAGAAAUCACAGAUGUACAAGUGUGCUCAGACUCAAUAGCUGUUUCAAUUGCCAGCAACAAUAAGGUGUCGGUUGGACAUGUAGAGCUAUUUCUACCAUUCACUAAAAAUGAUAAUACGUUAACUCGACUUGGUCGUCUAGCAGUUGGUUCAUACCCAAAAGAUAUGUCAUUCAACAAUGAUUGCUCACGUUUGGUGGUCGUGAACGAAGGGAAACUUGGACUAUUAAAUGGUGUUGUAAAUGAUCCACAGGGUUCAAUGACCAUUAUUGUGAGAAAUGACCAAGGUUUUCCACCAGAGGUUAACGUGAAUUUUCAAAGUUUUGACAACAGAGUUCUUGAAUAUGUUUCAAAGGGUGUCCGAUAUGUAUUCAGAGGAGACAGCACUGCUAGUCCUCCUAUAGAGGGGUCGUUUUCUAAAGAUUUAGAACCAGAAUCUGUUGUUAUUGAUGACGUUGGUCGAUAUGCUUACAUAUCAUUACAAGAAAACAAUGCCAUUCUUAAGUUUGACUUGACAAAUAACCAGUUCAUAGAUAUUUAUCCCCUCGGUGUCAAAAACUGGACUAGUUUUGACAUGGAUGCUAGCGACAGAGAUGGAGGACCAAAUAUGAAACGUCAUAACAUAUAUUCUUUUUAUCAACCACGUGAUCUUAAAUACGGAGUUAUUAAUGGCCAGGGAUACUUACUUACUGCUAAUACCGGUGCUAUGAAACAGUGGUCCUUGGCAAAUGACGGAUACGAAUUUUCAGAUGGAAUGAGGGCACGUGCUCUAAGAAAUGCUGGAGAAAUAGAUGAAGCUUUAGUAGGAGCUGAUGUCCUAGCGAAGAUAAAUAAUGAUGCCGAUUUAGGACGUUUACACAUUGGUAUUUUCGAUGGUCUGAACAACAACCAACAGUUAAUACGAUAUCCUCACUCGUUUGGUGGUCGCAGUGUUGCCAUGUGGAAUUCUGUAACAUUCCAACGUGUAUACGAUACUGGAGAUGAUUUAGAGAGAGAAGCUAUGAACAAAUAUCCAAUUACCUUCAAUGGGGAGACCAACAAUGUAAACUUAUCUCCAUCCGGUGAAAUGGAUCUCAGAUCAGAUGACUAUGGUGUUGAACCAACAGCUCUUGAUAUUGGUUCAUUCAAUGGCGCCCCAGUAAUGGUAACAGCAUCACGAUCUGGAUUUAUAUAUGUGUACAAUGUUGUGGGAACAGCUUUGUCAUUCCAGUCAGUACAUCGUAGAGGAGGUACCAGUCAAACUUGGAACAAUCUAUACAGCAGUAACCAAGCUGGUGAUGCUUUGAUUACUGAUAUUGGGUAUAUGGACGAGACUAUGUCUCCAUCAGGUCAACCAAUGGCAUUUGCUGUUGGGUCUGCUUCCAGUUCUAUUGGACUAUAUGACAUAUACGAUGACGGCAAUACAAAAUAAUAAACUUC
Molecule: messenger RNA, 1835 nt
Organism: Mytilus trossulus (common blue mussel)
Lineage: Eukaryota; Metazoa; Mollusca; Bivalvia; Mytilida; Mytilidae
Product: mesenchyme-specific cell surface glycoprotein-like
Exons: 11
Coding region: 151-1827 (558 amino acids)
Molecular function (GO): protein binding
Source: RefSeq, a predicted model, not a curated record